Caenorhabditis remanei is the source of this 999-nucleotide messenger RNA. RefSeq lists its product as uncharacterized. The record is from RefSeq and is a predicted model, not a curated record. Bases 1 to 999 code for a protein of 332 amino acids. NCBI's taxonomy places the organism in Eukaryota, Metazoa, Nematoda, Chromadorea, Rhabditida, Rhabditidae. The transcript has 5 exons.
AUGCCCACUACAGUGAGUCCUACUGGAAAUUCUGAAAAUGCGACGACACCCGCCACCACUACUCCUACUACCACUACAGCUAAACCAAGAGUUUGGGAUACUAUGGAUGGAGAAGGAUAUCAGUUUGAAAAAGAGACGACACCAGUAGUCCUUGACCCAAGAUUCGAGCAGCUCAACAAUCUAGCUCCAUGUGAAAAUUUAGCUACAGUGGAGAUUAAGCAAGAGGUUUUCGACAUGAUCGCGAAUGUUAAAAAGGAGUUUUUGAACUGUAUAAACCCGAUAGUCAAUAACUAUAAAGGGAAGCCAAAGGAGAUGUUCUUGGAUUGGGUUCCUAAAGCAGAGCAAUGUGAUCAAUUGAAAGCAUUCGAGAGUCUUGGAGUAGUACCUUUUGAGAAUUUGCAUGAGACAAAAUGGGCGGUUCUUCCGAAAUGUAAAGAAGAGAACACUCUUCUCACUCUUGGAAUUGGCCAUGACACAAUCGCUGAGGAGAAGUUCAAUCGAACGGUUCCAAACACCAAGUUCUACGGAGCAGACCCAAUUAUUGAGCCAAAUCGUCAAAUGUAUUCUGCAUUUGGAAAAUUUUUCCCAUUCGCCAUAGGAAAACAGCCAGGAUUCACAAAGUUCAGAGUUUUGCCAAAUCAAAAUCAGAAGACCAGAGCGUACGUGUUCCAAGACGUGACAACGAUUCCUUUCUUGUAUUUUGUCAACGAUAUUCUGAAGUUUAAGAGAAUCGACUUUGCCUGGAUCGAUAUUGAGGGUGGAGAAUUUGAAUUCCUUGAUCAGCUCCACAAAGAUGUUACUAUCUGUCAGUUCAACGUUGAGAUGCACAUGAAGUUCCGACCACAAGAUGGAGCAGAAGUAUUCCACGAUUUCAUUUUCAAAGUCCUUGAAGACCAAAAGUACAUUUUCAUGAAAUCUCUGCACACUGAGAAAGGUGUACAUAGAAUGUUUUUUAUCAAUACGGUAGAUAGAGAGUGUCUGGCCAAGUUCUUCUCCUAA